AUGUUGUUCUCCCUCAUAUGUGUCCGCUUUGAUAAACUAGAAAGAAGAACAAAAGCAGAGGUCUGCAACAGAUAUAAAACGGAUGUUUUUAGUACGAGCUAUAGCUACUCUGGAAAACCGCCUUAUCAAGAUCAACAAGGAAGUUGCACACAGAAAAGCUACGACAAAAGAACCGAUGACAAUAAAGCGCUUAAAGAACUCAAUUACAUGCGAUGGCUUGUUGGAUUUGAUACACCUGUAUCUCUUGAUUCAAAAUAUGAUAAUGAACAAAUUCAGUGCGCAAUAUGCAAUGUCAAAAAUAGAAAUUUAAUUCAUAGACCAGAUUCCAGUACGCCAUGCUAUACUUCCUCAGCAUAUGCUGGAUGCUCAAGUUCAAACCUUGGAUCAGGUUUUGGAUCAUUUGAUGCCGCUAGAGCAAUUCAGCAAUUCAUUCAAGAUCCAGGUGUUUAUAAUGAAAAUCUGGGACAUAGAAGAUGGGUGUUUUAUGGGGGACUCAAAACAACAGCAUUUGGAGGUGCUUAUAACUCAUUAAAAUCUGGUGAAAGCGGUCUCACAAAUAGUGUUGCGAUGAAAACUUUUAAUAUGGGAUCCAGUAGCGAAGAACGACUUGUAUUCACAGCAUAUCCUCCACCUGGCUAUUUCCCAGCUAGAUUUAUUUACAGCAGAUUCAGUUUUUGGGCACUUGAAAUAUCAGAAGGAGAGCCUUUGCAAAUAUCAGUAAAAAUUGAUGGAGUUACUCAGAAAGUUGGUGCUAUUAAAUACACAACUGGAAAUUAUGGAGGAAAACAACGUGGAGCUAUGUUCAAUCUUUCUGAUUAUGGUGAAGAUAGAUUGUAUCAAUCUAAUUACCAAAAAUUGAUUGGAAAGAGAAUAGAUAUUCAAGUUAAAUAUAAUUCUAAUGUUUAUGAUUAUACCGUCUAUCCUGUUGAUUGUGAUGCUGCAGAAAUAUCAACCCCUACACCAAAAACGCCUACUCCAAAAACUCCAACACCAAAGACGCCUACUCCUAAAACUCCAACACCAAAAGCUCCGACACCUCAAACAAAUGCAGCACAGCCAGACAAAUCAUCUCCCACAUCAGAUAGCAUAAACCAAGAAAAUGAAGCAGGAAAUCAAGUAUCUAGCAAUGCAUCCGAUAGCGGAAAGAAGAAAAAGAUUAUUAUUGGAGUUGUCGUAGCUUUGGUAUUAGUAACAACUAUUGUUGUGAUUUCAAUAUUCGUUGUCAAGAAAGGAUAUUGUCAUCAUAGCAAAGAAAUUGAGCGCAGUGAAAGUUAA
Messenger RNA from Trichomonas vaginalis G3, 1275 nucleotides. RefSeq lists its product as uncharacterized. NCBI's taxonomy places the organism in Eukaryota, Parabasalia, Trichomonadida, Trichomonadidae. The record is from RefSeq and is a predicted model, not a curated record. The coding region runs from base 1 to 1275 and encodes 424 amino acids. The transcript has a single exon.